Messenger RNA from Cornus florida, 3019 nucleotides. Its product is annotated as protein STRUBBELIG-RECEPTOR FAMILY 8-like. The coding region runs from base 304 to 2475 and encodes 723 amino acids. The record is from RefSeq and is a predicted model, not a curated record. Gene Ontology annotation, biological process: protein phosphorylation. Gene Ontology annotation, molecular function: ATP binding; protein kinase activity; protein binding. The transcript is spliced from 16 exons. Lineage: Eukaryota; Viridiplantae; Streptophyta; Magnoliopsida; Cornales; Cornaceae.
UCGUGUAAUCCCUGCCUGCUUCAAACCAACUUUUCGCCUGGUUACAAUUUUCCCCUCUCUCACACACAUACAUUUUUUUUUUCGGAAGGUAACACACACGUUUCGCCGACACACACAAGGUACACAUAGUAAUAGUGUAAAACAAAACACAAAUAGAGUAAGAGACACACUUUCUCUCUCUUCAUUACAAUGGCAUGUCUCGUUUUAGACGAUCGCAUUUACUCCUCUUCGCCUUCAGUUCACUGCCUCUCUUGCAUGGUUGCUAGGUCAACACCAGAACUCUGACUGUAACCAUUGUGAAAAAUGGCAAAGCACGGAACAAGCUCUCUGUCUCUUACUGAGUUUGUUCUAGUCGCGACGACGAUGGUUUUUGCUAUUACAUUUGUUGAUUCGACUACUGAUCCACCUGACGUUCAAGCUCUUGAGGUUAUGUACACUUCAUUGAAUAAUCCUUCGCAGCUAAGUGGUUGGAAAGCGACUGGGGGCGAUCCGUGUGGAGAGUCAUGGAAAGGGGUCAGCUGCCAGGGUUCUGCUGUUGUUUCCAUUCAAAUUCCAGGGUUAGGACUCAGCGGGACAAUGGGAUACUUGCUUUCAAAUUUUAUGUCGUUGAGGACAUUAGAUAUGAGUGACAACAGCAUUCAUGAUUCAAUCCCAUAUCAGUUACCACCGAAUCUCACGAGCCUAAAUCUUGCAAACAACAACUUAAGUGGGAACCUUCCUUAUUCCAUUUCUAACAUGACUACUCUUAAUUAUAUGAACAUUAGCCAAAACACACUCUCUCAGUUGAUUGGAGAUAUAUUUGCUAAUCUUUCUGGCCUCACUAUGCUGGAUCUCUCUUUUAACAACUUUACUGGAGAUCUUCCCAGUUCCUUUGGUUCAUUGUCCAAUCUUUCUACCCUUCACCUGCAGAACAAUCAGUUGACGGGUUCUCUUAACUUUCUUGCUGAUUUGCCUUUGACUGAUCUAAAUGUUGCAAACAACCAUUUUAAUGGAUGGAUUCCACAAGUGCUUAGUUCUAUCCCUAAUUUUAGAUAUGAUGGAAAUUCAUUUGAUAAUGGACCUGCUCCUCCUCCACCUCCAUAUACCUCACCUCCUCCCAGUAGGUCGCAUAACAACCACAGCCAUUCUCUUCCAGGGGCACGUACAUCCCGGGGAUCUGAUGGAGAAUCAUCUAAUCCAGAUGAUGGAAAUAAAAAGAAGGAAUUGAGAGCUGGAGCUAUUAUAGGCAUAAUUCUAGCUUCUUCUUUGGUGGUCUUCUCUUUAUUGCUUGCUCUUCUUUUUUGCUUUCGAAGGGGCAAAAGGAGAGAAAAAACUGUAAGAACUUCUACAGGAGUUCUCAUCCGUGGCACAGACAAAGUGAAUACAGAGAUGCAAGAGCAGAGGCUAACACCCAUGGCUACUGUAGCAGAUCUAAAGCCCCCACCUGCAGAAAAGGUGAUGGUUGAGAAGAUGCAAGGGAAAAAUGGAUCUGUAAAGAGGGUGAAGUCCCCUAUAACUGCUACUUCUUAUACAGUUGCUUCUCUUCAGAUAGCAACAAACAGCUUUAGCCAAGAAAAUAUCAUUGGUGAAGGCUCACUUGGUCGUGUUUAUAGAGCAGAGUUUCCCAAUGGAAAGAUAUUGGCCAUUAAAAAGAUCGACAAUGCAGCAUUAUCACUACAGGAGGAAGAUAAUUUUCUUGAAGCUGUUUCCAAUAUGUCACGCCUGAGGCAGUCAAACAUCAUUACAUUGGUGGGAUAUUGUUCAGAGCAUGGGCAACGUCUUCUUGUUUAUGAAUAUAUAGGAAAAGGGAGCUUGCAUGAUAUGCUGCACUUUGCCGAUGAUAGGAGUAAGACACUGACAUGGAAUGCACGUGUUAGAGUGGCACUUGGUACCGCUCGAGCUCUAGAGUAUUUGCAUGAAGUGUGUCUGCCUUCUGUUGUACAUAAAAACUUCAAGUCGGCAAAUAUUUUACUUGAUGAAGAGCUCAAUCCCCACUUAUCAGACUGUGGCCUAGCUGCUUUAACACCAAACACAGAGCGACAGCUUUCAUCAGCCCAGAUGGUUGGUUCAUUUGGUUACAGUGCUCCUGAGUUUGUCUUGUCUGGGAUAUACACUGCAAAAAGUGAUGUUUAUAGCUUUGGAGUGGUGAUGUUGGAGCUGUUGACGGGUCGGAAACCGCUGGAUAGUUCAAGGGUGAGAUCAGAACAGUCACUUGUAAGAUGGGCUACUCCUCAACUUCAUGAUAUAGAUGCCUUAGCAAAAAUGGUUGAUCCAGUACUAAAUGGCAUGUAUCCUGCCAAGUCUUUGUCACGCUUUGCUGACAUUGUUGCCCUCUGCGUUCAGCCUGAACCGGAGUUUCGGCCUCCCAUGUCUGAAGUUGUGCAAGCACUGGUUCGGUUAAUGCAGAGAGCAAGUGUGAUUAAAAGGCAGUCCCAUGAUGAAUCAGGUUUUGUGUACAAGACUCAGGACCAUGAAGCCAUUGAAACAUCAUAUUAAAUUUGCAGUCUUACAUAUGCGGUUGGCAAUCUUUGCAAUUUUGUAUGCUACUAUGCAAAGGUCAAGCAUCGAUUCAAACGGCUCAUUCAGAAAAAAGCUGCGUAAAGGAUGAUGAGCAACCUUACGGCUCAUUCAGAAAAAAGCUGCGUUAAAGGAUGAUGAGCAACCUUACGUAACUUCAUGCACACCUGACGAACUUUAUAGAUUCAGUAUAUAUAGAAAAACCGAUUUUCCUUUUCAUUAUUUCCUGUUCUUAUCAGAUCCAUUUUGGAUAUUUAGCAUGCCCAUAUGAGGAUUUAGGAGCUUUACAUUUGCCAAGUUGAUCCGAUUAUUAUUAUUAUUUACAAGGCAAGAAGGGUUAGAAGUUAGAUUAAUAGAUGUAGAAAGUCGAAGCCUGACACUCCAAAGUCCAACGGAGGGCUAUCAAGGCAUCUGUAGUUGAUCCGAUUACUUGGAACAACAAUAAAUUAGUUUAUGAUCUGCCAAAAAUAUAUAAAUUGCAUUAAAAUUUAUGAUAGCAAAGUGCAUUCUUUAUUGUUUUGAA